This is a messenger RNA of Glycine soja, 1155 nucleotides long. Its product is annotated as protein MAIN-LIKE 2-like. The record is from RefSeq and is a predicted model, not a curated record. Lineage: Eukaryota; Viridiplantae; Streptophyta; Magnoliopsida; Fabales; Fabaceae. The transcript is spliced from 5 exons. Bases 1 to 1155 code for a protein of 384 amino acids.
AUGACUGCGGAUGCACGUGAUAUGACUGAGGAUGUUGUUGACAUGACUGAGGAUGUCCCUGAUCUGGCUGAGGAGGCACCUAAGAUGCGUGCGAACGUACAGAGUGCUGAUGGUGUUGAGGGGUCAGAUGCUGAUGAUGCUGAGGGAUUCCCUGGUGGGCCACGUGACCCGUCAGUGCUGACAUCAUUUGCGGACCAUGUUGCACACGCUGUUUGGAGUGGACAUUUGCUUGAGGUGUCUACCGAGGAGGCUAGAGCCGAGACAGCACUAACACGUGGGGCAUACGUACGACUAGGAUGGGUUCGAGACAUUUAUGAGAUGAGAUGUCAGGUCCGGCGGUGGAUUGUAGCAGCUCGUGCUUAUCUGUUGCACCUGGUCGGUUGCUCUCUUUUUGCUAAUAAGAGUGCAACAUACAUUCAUGUGGUACACCUAGACGCUUUUCGUGACCUGGGUCAGAGUGGUGGUUAUGCUUGGGGAGUUGUCGCGCUGGUUCAUAUGUAUGACCAGUUAGAUGAGGCUUCUAGGACCACCACACGACAGAUUACGGGGUACCUGACUCUAUUCCAGUGCUGGAUCUAUGAGCACUUCCCUAGUGUGCACCAGUGCGUGACAGAUGAUACAUACCAGGAGAUGUCCCCACGUGUUUCUCGGUGGUUGACGUCGAAGGCGCACAUGAAGGGAAUCACCGGAGCACCUUACAGGGCACGUUGUGAUGCUUUGACCAUCACAGAUGUGUCCUGGUUGCCGUACACUGAGCAUCGGGGGGUUAGGGCCUUUGAGCUGAUUUCAUCAUUCCAGGGUCAGCUGAGAUGGGGUCCUAUGGUGGUCACAGCUCGACCGGAGAGGGUGGUACGACAGUUUGGUUACAUUCAGAGCAUCCCUCCGCCGCCUGUAUAUGCGGAUUACAUGGAGUGGUUUUUCCGCAUAUCUCACCCAUUCAUGAUACCGACCCAGGCAGGUGACCAGCUUAGAGAUGUACCAGCCGCAGACCCUGAGGACUACAUACAGCCGCCCAGCCCCCAGGUUCCAGUGGCAUUUGACCCACCUCGACAUGCAAUGGCACUGAGUUAUAUGAGAUUAUGCAAGACUGCCAGAGGGGGAGCCAGUGCUGAUGGAAGUGUCAGGGCUCGUCAAAGAUGCCACACAGAGCAUUGA